Molecule: messenger RNA, 818 nt
Organism: Momordica charantia (bitter melon)
Lineage: Eukaryota; Viridiplantae; Streptophyta; Magnoliopsida; Cucurbitales; Cucurbitaceae
Product: transcription factor bHLH162-like
Biological process (GO): regulation of transcription by RNA polymerase II
Cellular component (GO): RNA polymerase II transcription regulator complex
Molecular function (GO): protein dimerization activity; DNA-binding transcription factor activity, RNA polymerase II-specific; RNA polymerase II transcription regulatory region sequence-specific DNA binding
Source: RefSeq, a predicted model, not a curated record
UCUGAAUACUUCAAUGGAGGGUAACCGAGAAAUAAGGCAAUGGCAAACCCAGCCGCCGCCGCCGCCGCCGCUGGCGGCGGGCACUAAGGUGGAGAGAAAAGUUAUGGAGAAGAAUCGAAGAAAUCAGAUGAAACUGCUCUACUCCAAACUCAAAUCUCUCCUUCCAGACCAACCCUCCAAUGUGGCAAUGAACGUGUCUGACCAGGUAGAGGAAGCAAUAAACUACAUAAAAUCAUUGGAGACGAAGCUGAAGAGGCAGCAGGAGAAGAAAGAGUGGCUUCUGAGAAGCGGAAGAUCGUCCAGCGACGACGUCGGCCGGAAUUUGCCUGAACUGAAAAUCAGAGAAAUGGGUUCGGCGGUGGAGGUUGUUCUAACCAGUGGGUUGGGGGAUUGGUUCAUAUUCUACCAGAUUAUUCACAUCUUUCCUGAAGAGCGAGCUCAGAUAAUCAAUGCCAGUUAUUCUGUUCUUGGAACCACUGUCUUUUAUACACUCCACGCUGAGAUUGAGGACGUUGUGUACGAAUUUGGAGCAAGAAAACUAACUGAAAGACUGAAAAAAUUAGUUUACGGAUCCACCAGUGAUGCAGAAAUUACGCAGCCAUCAGCAGCAGCUUCCUACAUUCACCCGCCGGGGGCGGCCGCGGCCUAUACUCCGACUACUUACAAUCCCCAUUUUAGGAGCCACGAGAUUUGAAACCACCCGACACAAAUUUCUACCGUUCUUUCUUGAGAUCGAACAUCACAAGAGUUAGUUCGUGAGAUGGAAUAUCGUCGAGAAAUGAUUGGUGGAGGCUAAAAUAACCUGCAUCGUUGAUUGU